GAGGAGGAGGAGGAGGAGGAGACAUGAAAACCUCACACGUCGUCACCGGUUGUGUUUCUAUAAAUGCAGCCAGAGUGACCUGAGAAACCAGAUCAACUGCUCUGAGAAUAAAAUCUGCGCCGUGAAAUGCAAAGCACUCCCAAGCCUCAGUUUGCCAGCUGGCUCAUAGAGCAGGUGGAAACAGGCCAGUACGCGGGCCUGCGCUACGUGGGCCAAAACAAGUUCAGAGUCCCGUGGAAGCACAACUCCAGAAAGGACUGCAAUGAUGAGGACAGUAAAAUCUUCCGGGCCUGGGCAGUUGCGAGUGGAAAAAUCAACGAGUUCCCAAAUGACAAGGCCAGAUGGAAAACCAAUUUCCGCUGCGCUCUCAACAACCUCUCUGAGCGCUUUAAGAUGAUCAAAGAUAAUUCCAAAAAUUCUGACGACCCUCAUAAAAUCUACGAGAUUGUCAACACUGGCUACAAUUAUGAAGGUCAGCGAACACCGGAGGACUCCAACAUGACACCAGACAUCUUCAAUUCUCCCACAGAGUACGUCCCCCCAGGAAAUGAGUACAAUCUACUAAACAACUUCAUGGCCUUGGGGCUUAACAACCAAUCAACAGCUGACCAACCAUGGGUAGACAGCUAUACCCAGCACCCUCCAGCUGUCCCUGCAAACUACCCGGCUGCUGCUGCUGGCAACCACCCACAGCUUUUACCAGAACAGCCCAACUACUAUGGAGCUCCCGUCCCGGUCCUCGAGCCACCUCAACAGCCAACCAUGUACGACCUGGAGGUUUCCAUCCACUACAGGAAAACAGAAAUGCUAAAGACUACGUUGACUGCGCAACGUCUUCAGCUCCACUACCACGAAGAGGCCCCCGAGUUCGGCGCCUACCAUCUCUGCUUCCCCCCCACCGACGGUCUGCUGGAUCACAAACAGAUUGAUUACACCAACCGCAUACUUAACAGCAUCCAGAGAGGUUUACUGCUGGAGGUACGGGACACUGGCAUCUACGCCUGGAGGCAUGACAGAUGCCAUGUGUUUGUCAGCACCAGCGACCCCAGCGUGGCUCACCCAAACCCCACAAAGCUGCCCCAAAACACCAUGGUGGAGAUCCUGAGUUUUGAGAAAUACGUACACGAGCUCAAACAGUUCAGGGAGAACAACGGCAGCUCUCCCGAGUACACCAUAAACAUGUGCUUCGGAGAAAAGUUUCCUGAUGGAAAGCCUUUGGAAAAGAAGUUAAUUGUAGUGAAGAUCGUACCUCUAAUCUGUCGCCAUUUUCACGAGAUGGCCCACAUGGAUGGGGCGUCAUCUCUCCACAGCACCAACGUCAGCCUGCAAAUCUCCCACAACAGCCUCUAUGAUCUCAUCAAUUCUGUAUUCGCUCUGCCGAUGGAAGAAGGGCCUCUGCAGGCAGCCGAACCUUUCAUCCAUCAGAUGUGAAAUCUGAUCUCUCGCUAGCCUAAACAGCAAAUUAUUUCAACUACCUAUCGAGUUUAAACACCACGCCCUGAUCUAAUCCAAAGUUUUGCUUAACAAAAAAAGAGAAGCAAACCCGGUGACCUCUUGAAUGUGUUACAAUAGCUAAAGAAAGGUUAAAUAUUAUGCUCCACUGUUAACCAAAUGCAACCUCGUCUUCAAACUUUUACAAUAGCUCUAGUUCGCGUUAGUUACAAACUGACUUUUUUUUUUUUUUGCACUACAUAAGUAGAAAUCAUCCUCAGCCCUGUGACUGUUAUGCUGUUAAUGUCAAAUUCCACAGUCCAAUAGUUUAAAUUAAAUUUAAAGUUUGUUUUUUAUUAUGCUGUGUGGUUCCGCUGAUAGUGUGUCUACAUUAACCAAAUGAUGCCUAACCUGAAGUUAUAUACAUUUUAACAGAUGCUUACUGAUCAAAUAUUUAUCAAACUAAAUAUGCGAGUGUACUGUAAAGUUGUGGGGACAGAUAUAUACUGUAUUGUAUGUGUAUGUAUAUAUAUAUAUAUAUGUAAGUGUGUGUGUGUCUGUGUAUGUGUGUGUGUUUGAUGAAUUCUGUUAUGAACUUGAAAAACUGUUCACUUUUGAGAUCUGCUGGUCAUUGUGCACUUUCCCUACUGAAUAAAGCUAACUGGCAAUGUUUAGACAAUC
Mugil cephalus (flathead mullet) is the source of this 2112-nucleotide messenger RNA. It is a transcript of the gene irf7, whose product is annotated as interferon regulatory factor 7. Gene Ontology annotation, molecular function: DNA-binding transcription factor activity, RNA polymerase II-specific; protein binding; RNA polymerase II cis-regulatory region sequence-specific DNA binding. The transcript is spliced from 10 exons. Gene Ontology annotation, biological process: immune system process; regulation of transcription by RNA polymerase II. Gene Ontology annotation, cellular component: nucleus. NCBI's taxonomy places the organism in Eukaryota, Metazoa, Chordata, Actinopteri, Mugiliformes, Mugilidae. The record is from RefSeq and is a predicted model, not a curated record. Bases 127 to 1431 code for a protein of 434 amino acids.